Messenger RNA from Macroventuria anomochaeta, 1122 nucleotides. RefSeq names its product DUF453-domain-containing protein. The coding region runs from base 1 to 1122 and encodes 373 amino acids. The record is from RefSeq and is a predicted model, not a curated record. NCBI's taxonomy places the organism in Eukaryota, Fungi, Ascomycota, Dothideomycetes, Pleosporales, Didymellaceae. The transcript has 2 exons.
AUGCGUCGAGAAGCGCAAAAGACACUACCUGCCGCAUACUACAGGGGCGGCACAUCGCGUGCGGUCAUUUUCAAAACAGAAGAUUUGCCCAAAGAUCGAGGGUCAUGGCCUGAGAUCUUUCGUGGUGUGAUCAACUCGCCUGAUCCGAACGGACGACAGCUCGAUGGCAUGGGUGGCGGAGUCUCCAGCUUAUCAAAGGUUUGCGUUGUUGGCAAGUCUGAAAGAGACGAUGCGGAUGUUGACUACACGUUCGCGGCAAUUGGUGUCACGAAACCCGAAGUGGACUUUUCCAGCAAUUGCGGAAACAUGAUCGCCGCGAUUGGCCCUUACGCAGUCGAUGCCGGGCUAGUCACCACCGAAGGUUCGAGCACGACCGUUCGCAUUUACAACACCAACACUGGCAAGAUCAUCCAUACCCAUUUCCCCGUGGUAGAUGGUGAGGCUCAAGUUACCGGGGACUUCGCCAUUGAUGGAGUUGCUGGGACUGGCGCAAAGAUCGAGCUAUCGUUCCUGAAUCCAGCUGGCUCAAAGACUGGCAAAACACUGCCGACGGGACAGGUUCUCGACGAGUUCGACGGGAUUGCGGCAACUUGUAUUGACGUAGCAAAUCCAUGCGUCUUCGUCAAGGCGUCCGACCUUGGUGUAGAAGGCGGCAUCCUUGCACAUGCAAUUGAUGCGCAUCCUACGUUGUUGAAUCGACUGGACUCAAUACGCCGGCAAGCUGCUGUGGCGAUGGGUAUCACAAAAGAAUUGGCUUCAACACCCGGAUCGAUACCAAAGGUCGCCAUCGUCGCUGCUCCGUAUCCGCACCGGUUGGUCUCUGGCCAAGAAGUGAGCGAGCGCAACUGCGAUGUUCUUGUGCGUGCCAUCUCAGUUGGGCAGCCACACCGCGCAGUUCCAAUCACGGUAGCCAUGGCUCUUGCAGCUGCAUCACGCUUGCAAGGCUCCACUGUGAACCAGUGCACCUCGAACAACCUCGUCGACCCAGACGGAGUGACUAUUGGUCACAACAGCGGCAAACUUCUGGUUGGUGCGAACUUCGAUGCAGACGGUGCCGUCAAGGAUGCAACGGUUUUCCGAACAGCGAGACGAAUCAUGGAUGGGAUAAUUUACUGGUCGUGA